AUGGAUAAUGAAAUUAUAACAGUAGAAAGCUCGUGUGAUAAUGAGCAUUCUAAUGUGCAUCUUGAAGAAGAAACACAUUCGGAUUCGAAUCAACAUGAUACGAAUCCUAAUGAUGAUGGUAAUAAUGAACAAGAUUUGACAAUGGAUUCAACAGACGAUCUUUCAUCGAAAUCAUUUUCAAUUAAAGGACUUAUUAUCUUUGCUAUAUUUACAAUUCUAGCAAUGUUAACUGGUGUUUUAAUAGUUUGCUUCAGGUCACCAAAACCACCAGGUAAAACAUGUACAUUCAUCUUAAAAUCAGAGGCUCUUAGUUCAAUUACUGACGAUUCUCAUCCGCGAUCUGUUGCCGUUGGAGAUUUUAAUAAUGAUGGUUUUCUCGAUAUGGUUGUUCCAAAUUCUGGUACAAACAAUAUUGGAGUAUUUAUUCGAGAUGGUACUCGUACAUUUACUGAUCAAAUAAUAUAUUCAACGGGUCUUGGUACAAGUCCAUAUGCAGUCGCUGUCGGCCAUUUAAAUCAUGAUCAAUAUUUGGAUAUUGCUGUAGCAAAUUUUGGUACAAACAAUAUUGGUAUUUUUUUUGGAAUAGGCAAUGGUAGUUUUAUACCAUAUGCAAAUUUUUCUACUGGAUCUUCUCGUCCACGAUGGAUUGUUGUAUGUGAUUUUAAUAAUGAUACAUACAAUGAUAUAGCUAUUGUUAAUUAUGGUACCAACAAUAUAGGUGUUCUUCUACAAGAUAAUAACGGAAGUUUUGGUGAGCAGACAACUUUUUCUACUGGUUUUGAUUCGAUUCCGUACUCGCUCGUAGUUGGUGAUGUUAACAAUGAUGGUAAACUUGAUAUAGUUGCCGCUAAUUAUGGAACUAACAAUGUGGGUAUUUUAUUGGCACAUGGAAAUGGAACAUUUGCAAGUCAAAUUACUAUUGAUAUGGGUAUUAACUCUCGUCCAAAUGCAAUUGCUAUAAAUGAUUUAAACAAUGAUACUUAUAUGGAUAUCGCUGUUGUUUGUUCUGGCACAAAUAGUAUUGGUAUUCUUUUGGGCUUAGGAAACGAAACUUUCACAAUACCAACAAUAUAUUCAACUGGUGUUAAUUCUUUACCUCAGUCGGUAGCCAUAGGCGAUUUUGAUAAUGAUGGUACCCUUGACAUUGCUGUAUCAAAUUAUGAUACUUCCAGCAUUAAUGUAUUUUUUGGAUAUGGAACUGGUGUCUUUGCAAAUCAAAUGACAUUUUAUACUGAUGAUGAUUCAAAGCCAUACCUGAUUACUACGGGCGAUUUUAAUAACGAUACUCGAUUGGAUAUAGCUGCUGUUAAUUAUGACCAAAAUUAUGUCGAUAUUAUUCUUACGUACAGAAACUAUACUUUCUCAAGUCAAGAUACAUAUAAAACAACUGGUCUUGGAACUUAUCCAAUGUCAAUUAUUGCUGCUGACUUCAACAAUGACAAUCGAUUGGAUAUUAUCGUUGCGAAUUAUUGGACUGGAGAUAUAGGUGUAUUUCUUGGAUAUGAAAAUGACACAUUUUCAAGUCAAACUACUUAUUCAACUGGAAGUGGUUCUGGACCUUAUUAUAUUGCUAAUGGUGAUUUCAAUAAUGAUAAUCAAUCAGAUAUUGUUGUGGCAAAUUAUUGGACUAAUAAUAUAGGUGUACUUCUUUCAAAUGGUGACGGGACAUUUUCUGAUCAAACGACUUUUUCUACUGGAAGUAAAUCUGAACCAUCAUUUGUUGCUGUUGGUGAUUUUAAUAAUGAUACUCGCUUAGAUAUUGUUGUCGUUAAUUAUGGUAAAAAUAAUAUUGGAAUAUUUCUUGGCUAUGGCAAUGCGAGUUUUUCAACGCAGAAGACAUAUUCAACAGGAAGUAAUUCUCAACCAUAUGCUCUUACUAUUGGUGAUGUGAAUAACGAUAAACGACUUGAUAUUAUCGUCGCCAAUUAUGGAACGAAUAAUAUUGGUGUAUUUUUGGGAUAUGGUAAUGGUACUUUUCUAGCUCAAAAGACGUAUUCAACAGGAAGUGGUUCUGGACCGUCAUUUCUCGUGUGUCGUGAUGUGACUGGAGAUGAUCUACUUGAUAUUGUUGUUGCUAAUAGUAACACUAACAAGUUUGCUGUUUUAGUCGGAUAUGGUAAUGGUAGCUUUUUGUUGCGAAAUACAUAUUCAGUUGGAAGUGGUUAUUAUACGUGGACACUCGCCAUUGAUGACAUCAAUAAUGACAAACAGCUCGACAUAAUUGUUACUAAUUAUCCCAACAACCUCGCCGUUUUUCUGGGAUAUGGAAAUGGUAAUUUUUCCCUUCCAGAAAUCUAUGAAACUGGAAGCAAUUCCCAACCAUAUUCAGUUGUUAUUAGUGAUCUAAACAAUGAUGGUAAACCAGAUAUUGCUAUCGCAAAUUAUGCUACUAGUAAUGUAGGUGUUUUCGUUGGAUACGGCAAUGGUAGUUUUACAGAUCAAAAGACUUAUUCAACUAGAGAGGCAGCUUAUCCUCAAUAUGUUACUGUUGGAGAUUUUAAUAACGACAAUCAAUUAGAUAUAGUCGUCGUAAAUAAUUAUGGUGAUAAUAUAGAUAUAUUUUUUGGAUAUAGAAAUGGUUCUUUUGGAAAUCAAACAAGUUAUUCAACUGGUGAUAAUUCAGAUCCAAUGUUUGUAGCUGUUGCUGAUUUUAAUAAUGAUAAAAAUCUAGAUAUUGUCGUUGCAAAUUCUGGAACAAACAAUAUUAUUAUAUUUCUGAAUUAUGGUAAUGGUAGCUUUCCAAAUCAAAUCACUUAUUCAACUGGCAGUGAUUCUGAACCCUAUUCUGUUGCUGUUGGUGAUUUCAAUAAUGAUACUCGACUAGAUAUAGUUGCUGCGAAUUUUGGGACAAAUAAUAUAGUUGUAUUUCUUGGUUAUGGUAAUGGCAGUUUUUACACUCAACAAACUUAUUCAACUGGAGAUGGCUCUGGACCGCAAUUUUUAGCUAUUCAAGAUUUUGACAAGGAUGGUUUAUUAGAUAUUGCAGUUGCCUGUCAGUAUACAUCCAGUUUAAAUAUAUUUUUCGGAUACGGUAAUGGUUCAUUUUUAAACCAAUCCAUUUUUUCACUUGGUAUUGGUACUGAUCCAAAUAGUAUAGCAAUUGGUGAUUUGAACAACGAUGAUAAUCUGGAUUUGGUUGUCACCACCUUUUACGGCCGUAGUAUUGCUAUUUUUCUUGGCUAUAGCAAUGGAACAUUAAUUAAUCUAGUAACCUAUUCAGCAGGAAGUGGUUCUCGACCACAAUCAUGUCUUAUUGCAGAUUGGAACUAUGACAAUCAAAUGGAUAUAAUUGUUAGUAAUUGUGGUACUAACAAUAUAGUGGUAUUUUUUGGAACCGGUGACGGAACUUUCUCCGAUCAAGAAAGUUAUUCCACCGGUGAAAAUUCCUGUCCAAUUUCAAUCGCAUUUGGUCAUUUUAAUAAUGAUACUCUAAUGGAUGUCACUGUAGCCAAUUCUUAUACUAAUACGAUAGGAAUUUUUCUAGGAACUAGUUACAUGAGCGGUGAACGUGAAGCAGCAUAUUCAACUGGAUCUUCUCCUCAUCCACGAGCUAUUGCUCUCGGUAGUUUCGCUGACAAACGACAAUUAGACAUCACUAUGGUUAAUUAUGGAUUGGAUAAUGUUGGGGUUCUUUUAGGAUAUAUGAAUGGAACUUUUCCAUCACAAACGAUGUUUUCGACUGGUACUUUAUCAUUGCCAACAUCAGUUGCCGUUAGUGAUCUUGAUAAUGAUGGUGAACUUGAUAUUAUAGUUGCCAAUUCUGCCGCUGAUAACGUAGGCAUUCUUUAUGGAUAUGGAAAUGGUAGUUUUACUAAUUUAAGUACGUAUUCAACUGGUCUCGGUUCUUCUCCGCAGUCGAUAGUCAUAGGUGAUUUCAACAAUGAUAAGAAAUCUGAUAUUGCUGUCGUUAACUCUGGUACCAACAAUGUAUUAACAAUGUUGAAAUAUGAUAUUGGAGCAUUUCAUAAACAAAUACCGUAUAGUACUGACAUUGAUUCUCUACCGCAGUGGGUGUUCACAGGUGAUUUUAACAAUGAUGAUCGAUUGGAUUUUACUGUUGUUAAUUCAAAUAACGACAAUAUAGGUGUUUUUAUUGGGCUAGGCGGUGGCAACUUUGCUAAUCAAACGACAUAUUCAACUGGUAGUGGAUCAUUUCCAUUGUGGGCUGCUGCUAUUGAUGUCAACAACGACAGUUGCCUGGAUAUCAUUGUCUGCAAUCUUUGGACUGACAAUUUUGGUCUUUUCCUAGGAUUUGGUAAUGGGACGUUUACAAACCAAACAAGUUUUUCAACUGGCUAUGAUUCAGGGCCAGGAAUGUGUGCAUUUGGUGAUUUCAAUAAUGAUAGUCGAUUAGACAUUGUGGUCACUCUUGAAUUCACUUGCGGUAUAAGUAUUUUUCGUGGAUAUGGUAAUGGAACAUUUUCUUCUUUCAAAAACUACUCAACGGGUACUUAUUCUUAUCCAUCUGCGAUUGCUGUUGGUGAUUUUAACAACGACAAUAUUUUGGAUAUUGUUGUUACCAAUUAUGGAUAUGGGAAUAUAUAUAUUUUUCAAGGAUCCGGUGAUGGUACUUUUUUUAAUGUAAAUAUCUAUUCCACUGGUAGUCUUUCAAAUUCAAAAAUGGUAAUUGUUAUUGAUUUGAAUGGCGAUAAUAGAUUGGAUAUUGUAGUUGCUAAUUCAGGCACAGAUAAUAUCGGUGUAUUUUUUGGUAAUGACAACGGUACUUUUGCCAAUCAAACAAGUUUUUCAACUGGUAAUGGCUCUGCGCCAUAUGCGCUUGCUAUUGUUGAUUUAAACAAUGAUAAUCAAUCCGAUAUUGCCGUUGCAAAUUUUGGCAAUGACAAUUUAGGCAUACUUCUGGGAUGUGUUAAUGGUACUUUUUUCAAUCAACUAACCUAUUCAACUGGUGAUUAUUCUCAGCCGUAUAGUCUCGCUAUAGGUGACUUCAAUAACGACAAUCGUCUUGAUAUUAUUACGGCCAAUUCAGCUAUUGAUAAUGUGGGUUUGUUUCUUGGAUAUGUCACCGAAGAUUUUUUAAUCUCACCAGCUUAUUCAAUUGAACCAUCUUCACUACCAACAUCUAUUGCAGUUGGUGACUUUAACUAUGAUACACGAUUAGAUAUUGUUAUCGCUAAUAAUGGUACUAACAAUAUAAUGAUACUCUAUGGGUCUGGUUAUGGUACUUUUGUUAGUCAGACAAAUUACUCAACUGGUAAUGAUUCUCAACCAUGUUGGGUAGCUGUCAGUGAUCUAAAUAAUGAUAAUCUAUUGGACCUUGUAGUAGCAAACUCCGGUGCUGACAAUGUUGGUAUUUUUCUGGCCAAUGGCAGUGGAACAUUUUUAAAUCAAAUGACUUAUUUUACUGGUCUUCGUUCUCAACCAUAUUCAGUUGUUAUUGUCGAUUUUGAUAAUGAUACUCAUUUGGAUAUUGCCGUAGCCAGUUAUGGUUCCAACAGCAUUGGUGUUUUUUUUGGGUAUAGUAAUGGAAGUUUUGGAGAUCAACUCAUAUUUUAUACUGGUUAUCAAUCACAUCCCUAUGCACUCGCUGUCGGUGAUGUUAACAAUGAUAAUUUAACAGAUAUUAUCGCUACCAAUAAUGGAUAUGGGAAAGCAUUAACUCGUGCUUCGCCCCAUUGGCCGGGUAUAUUCAACAUGUUGGGCAAGUGUAUGAAAAAUGAAUGCUGCUGUCCCACUGAUUUUACUCUAACACAGCAAGGUUCGAAUCAUCUACGCAUUCAAGUUCAAUUCGACAACCAUUGUAAGGAACCACUCGAUGCUGUUUUACCUUUGCCAUCCGGUUUCAACAUCGUACUCCCCGUGUCCAAAGAUAAGCUCAAUUGCACACUCAGCGACGACAGUAACAUGCUUACUGUUGAUAAUAUUGAUCGACCACCGUGCAGUGAUAUUGCUGCUCGCCGCGGAGCAGCAUUAUGA
Molecule: messenger RNA, 5934 nt
Organism: Adineta steineri
Lineage: Eukaryota; Metazoa; Rotifera; Eurotatoria; Adinetida; Adinetidae
Source: the annotation of a GenBank genome assembly